UUUCUUCCUCAGCACCAGUCUACCCAGUAGCACCAUCUUAGUUCUGAUACUCGUGUCGUAGCUGACAGCGUUUCUUAACAAACUACAAGUAAAAGCUAGUUAAAGUCUGUUUCUUGAUUUAUAAAACACUUAUUUAAGAAAGCAAUUUGUUAGAGUUUCUUUAUAAAUAGAAUAAAACAGGAGGACGACACCCACUGUGACGGUAGCGCUAGCUACAGAAGCUAACCCCAGCUAUCUGAAUACUGCGGAUUUUCUCCGCUAUUGACGCGAAAUCCACAGAGUCUACAAUCAGAGUUUCUCAAAAUGAGUGCUGCCUCGUCCCAAAAAGUUGUCCUGAAAAGCACCACCAAAGUGUCUCUAAACGAGCGCUUCACUAACAUGCUGAAGAACAAGCAGCCCACAGCAGUAAGCAUUCGAGCCACCAUGCAACAGCAGCAUUUGGCUAGCGCCCGCAAUCGCCGGCUGGCCCAGCAGAUGGAGAACCGUCCGUCAGUGCAAGCUGCUCUGAAUCACAAACAGAGCCUGAAGCAGCGUCUGGGGAAGGGCAGCAUCCAGGCCAGGCUGGGCCGGCCCGUCGGAGUCCUGAUGAGAGGAGGACCUGCUGGGGGCAGAGGAGGAAUGCGGGGGAUGACCAGGGGAGGCAUGAGAGGAGGAAUCAUUCGAGGAGCUUUGUCUUCUCUAAGGGGAAGGAGAAUGCCUGUAGGUGGACCCAUGAGAGGUCGUGGAUUUGCAGGUCGCCUCCCAAUGCGUAGAGGAGGAAGGUUCCGCGGAGGACCAGCUGGAAGAGGUGGACCUCUGUCUCGAGGAGGGGGCCGAGGAGGAAUGCUCAGGGGAAGAGGCCGUGGUGGAUUCCGCGGACGUCUGGCGUUUGCCGGUCGAGGCCGUGGUCGUGGGCGGGGCCGAGGAGUGGGCCGGCCAUCCGUUACUCGUGAACAACUGGACAAUCAAUUAGACGCCUACAUGUCAAAGACCAAGGGUCACUUGGACGCAGAGCUGGACGCCUACAUGGCCCAGGCAGACCCAGACAGCAUGGAGUGACUGAGCGAGGACACGCAGGACUGUGUAGCUGAAGUGUACGGUGUAGUGUAGCGUUAGGUGGAAGUGCUAACACAGGCCCAGUGCCACCUGACCUUUGCUUACUUCAGCAGCAAACUCUUAUUAAAAGAAUCAUUGAAUUGAAGAAUUGGUGCGUGAAGACAAAUUAGACCUGAUGUUUGUAGACUACGCCUCCCUGAGAAACUUUGUUUUCUAUUGAAACAAACACAACAUAUAAAACUGAUCAGGUGAAUCACUUCUAUGUUAGUUUUUACUAUUUGUCUGCUCAGUCCUUUUGGAGUUAUUUCAUUGGCUUAUCUUAUAUAAUUUGUAUUUUUUUUUUUUAUGCUUCACAGGAGCAAAAACAAAGACAUUUUAAAAGUAUUUUUUUCCUUCUUUUGUAUUUGAAAAAUGUAGUACUGUUAAGAUUUUGUGUUUAUUUGUAUUCCCUUAAAAUGUUUUAAAAUAAAAACAAACUUCUAAGUUAUAUGUUAAAUGAGAGUUUUGAACAUGGUUUUAGAUUCAGCUCAGUUUACCAAAAUUCAUCUCUGUCAGCAAGUUUUCUCCAGCCUGAUUCAGUUCCAGUCAAAAAAUAAAGGUCACGCUUUAAUAUUUCA
Molecule: messenger RNA, 1652 nt
Organism: Austrofundulus limnaeus
Lineage: Eukaryota; Metazoa; Chordata; Actinopteri; Cyprinodontiformes; Rivulidae
Gene: chtopa
Product: chromatin target of PRMT1a
Exons: 6
Coding region: 304-1038 (244 amino acids)
Source: RefSeq, a predicted model, not a curated record